AUGACUGUUGUGCACAUUGUUUUGUUCAAGGUCAAGGCUCAAGUGCUGGAGAACGGCUUUGAGGAAUUCAAGGCGCGUUUAGAGACGCUGCGUGACCUCCCUGUCGUCAAAGCCGACGUUAAGGAGCUCAAGCUGGGUCCGCCGAUUUGGGAUGUUCGCUCCCAAGGCUACAACUACGGCCUGUACAGUGUAUUUGAGAGCCAGGAAAAGCUGCUCCAGUACCGGGAAGACAAUGACCACAAGGAGUUUAUGAAGAUGAUCAUUCUGCCGAACAUUGAUGACCUCCUGGCCUACGACUUUGAACUUUAA
Messenger RNA from Malassezia pachydermatis, 309 nucleotides. RefSeq lists its product as hypothetical. The transcript has 3 exons. Bases 1 to 309 code for a protein of 102 amino acids. The record is from RefSeq and is a predicted model, not a curated record. Lineage: Eukaryota; Fungi; Basidiomycota; Malasseziomycetes; Malasseziales; Malasseziaceae.